GGGAAAAUCACCAAAUUGGCCACUGCAACGCCGUCUUUGCGAAAAUGGCCACCGGACACCCCUUGCCGAGCCGUUUCAAUAUCCUGAAACGGCACAGGAAUUUUUUUUAACGGCCAUCCACUCUCCGUUUGACACGUGUCCGACAAUCCAUGUAACGGCUUGAGAAGCAAGCAGUGAACGACACGUGGCUGGUAAUGUGGAAAGAUCUUAGCCAAGCCGUUACAACCGGCUCAUGUGGAAAGAUCUUAGCCAUGUUCCUUCAACGAGCCAAGCCACGUUCUUACGAGGUAGCCAAGCCGUUACCGUACGAUCUAGCCAAGCCGUUACAGCUGUCAUCCGAGCCGUUUCCGUAAACUGCUUGUGCCGUUUUAGCUGGCUCCAAGCCGUUUUAGCUGGCUCCAAGCCGUUACAGAUGGCUCGGGCCGUUUCAACAUACGGUUCGAGCCGUUUCAGCUGGCUCAGGCCGUUUCAAUCCUUUAUAUUUAGUGAGUGGCCGUUAUAAAUUUUUUCCUAUAUUUUUUUUAUUUGUUUGUGCAACAGAUUUGUUUAAAGUUAUAAAAACAUUUAGCAUUUUGUAAAAGGAAGUUUCCAACUUAAAAUUAUGAAGAUUCGUUUGGUUGUAUACAAUGGCGGAAAGUGGGAAAUCGUUAACGGAAAGUUGGAGUAUGUUGCUGAUGCUGAUUCAAGUAGACGUGGUUUAGAAAUUGAACCCAACCUUUCAUACACUGCUCUUCUAAGUAAAGUGUCAAACAUUUGUAGUUCUACAAACAUUACGAAGUUAUCUUAUCGGUUGUCUUCCUUUAGUGAUCCCAUAGAUAUAAUAAACGAUGAAGAUCUUGCAUUUUUUUAUAAUUUUUCUAUGGAAAAUAUUUUUGAAAUUUAUAAAUUAUAUGUGAUUGAAGGGUUUGGUGUUGGAUCAUCUAGUUUUUCAACUCCAAAAAAAUUUUUAGUUCCUGAUUUAAAUUUUUGUGCUGAUGAAGAAAAUUAUGACGUUGUAAACGACUCCCAACCAAAUCCUGAUAAUUCUUUUGAAAAUUGUUCGCGAUCUUCAUCAAUUACUUUUGAACCAGGUCACGUAUUUAAUAACAAAGAAGACAUGAAACUUGAAUUGGGAAAAAAUGUUUGUUAGAACACUUUGAGUUUAAAGUAGAUAGAUCCUCUAAAAGUCGGUACCAGGUGUCAUGUUUGGUCAACGGUUGCGGUUGGCGUUUCCGUGCAAGGAGUUUUGGAGAUAGUGGGGUGUUUUUUGUUAAGAGUUUUAACGAUAAACACACGUGCUCGAAGACGCUAACGUACCCACAUGUUCGUCAGGCAAACCCAAAUGUUGUUGCUCAUUAUUUAAAAGAACCUUUAAAAGACAGUGGAAGAAUAUAUCGUUGUAAAGAAAUAGUGAAAGAUUUUAGACAAAGAUUCCAAGUUGAGAUAACCACUAGUCAAGCUUGGCGUGGAAAAAGUCUGGCACUAGAGCUUUUACAAGGAUCAAGCAGAGACUCGUUCGCAGAACUACCACUUUACUGUUACAAUCUAGAGCGGGCAAAUCCUGGUUCUGUUACACAUAUCAAGACUGAUGACGAGCGUCGGUUUGAGAUGGUCUUUGUCGCGAUUGGUGCUGCGAUUCGUACCUUUAUAUGCAAUUUAAGACCGGUGGUGAUCAUUGAUGCUGCACACCUAAAGGGUGAAUUUAAAGGGACAUUAUUUUUAGCGGUUGGGAUGGAUGGAAACAACCAAAUUUUACCAAUUUCCUAUGGAAUAGGAAAAUCAGAGGAUGGUGAAUCUUGGACAUGGUUUCUGUCAAAGCUUAAAGAAUGUAUCGGUGAAAUACCUGAAAUGGCCAUAAUUUCGGAUAGAGCGAAUUCUAUACAUCUGGCUGUUAGAAACGUCUUUCCACAUGUUUAUCAUGGGUUAUGCUGUCGUCAUUUAAUGAUGAACCUACGUUUACCCUCUGAUAAAAAAAAAAGAAAAUGAGAAGUCGUGGUGGAAGAC
This is a messenger RNA of Helianthus annuus (common sunflower), 1983 nucleotides long. Its product is annotated as protein FAR1-RELATED SEQUENCE 8-like. Lineage: Eukaryota; Viridiplantae; Streptophyta; Magnoliopsida; Asterales; Asteraceae. Bases 1588 to 1965 code for a protein of 125 amino acids. The record is from RefSeq and is a predicted model, not a curated record. The transcript has 2 exons.